Messenger RNA from Hordeum vulgare subsp. vulgare (domesticated barley), 1499 nucleotides. RefSeq names its product GDSL esterase/lipase At4g10955-like. Lineage: Eukaryota; Viridiplantae; Streptophyta; Magnoliopsida; Poales; Poaceae. Bases 273 to 1412 code for a protein of 379 amino acids. The record is from RefSeq and is a predicted model, not a curated record. The transcript has 2 exons.
AUAAGUUGGCGAAUCGUGUGCGCCCAACUCUGACUGUAAUCCACUAUUUCUAAUUUUGCAUGGUACAGGGAGGAGAAAGAAGCAGGUUCCAUGCUACCCUGAUUGGAUGAUGGAAUAAAGACCGAGGAUAAAAAGUUUUGCCGCGCUUUCUGUGAUUCUUUUCAACAUGAAACAAACUAUUCUCGUGGAAGCUUAACCAUUCCCUCCCUACAUCUGCACCGACGAAAAGGCAGCAUUGCCUUGCUCGCGACUCGACGGUGGAGGAACGAUCCAUGGCCAAGCCGGCUCCGACUAAGAACGCCGGCGACGGAGCAACGGCAGUGGUGCCAGUGCCGAGUCCGUUCGAGUACCAUGUCUAUGGCCCCCGUAAGCUGUCCUUCACCAGCUGGAGAGAUCUUCUUAGCUCAAGCUGGAAGAACCCUGACUACCGGCGGAUGGUGAUCGCGUGCUUCAUCCAGGGAGCGUACCUUCUGGAGCUGGACCGGCAGGAGAAGCGCGACGAGCGCACCGGCCUCGCGCCGCAGUGGUGGCGCCCGUUCAAGUACAGGCUGGUGCAGGCGCUCGUCGACGAGCGCGACGGCUCCAUCUACGGCGCCGUCCUCGAGUGGGACCGCCAGGCCGCGCUCUCGGACUACAUCCCGUUCCGCCCCACCCGCGCGCCCGCCGCCGUCGUGGCGCUCCGCGGCACGCUGCUCAAGGCGCCCACGUUCCGCCGCGACUUCGUGGACGACCUCCGCUUCCUGGCCUGGGACAGCCUCAAGGGCUCCGUGCGCUUCGCCGGCGCGCUGGCGGCGCUGCGUGCGGCCGCGCGGAAGUUCGGCGCCGGCAACGUGUGCGUGGGCGGGCACUCGCUGGGCGCCGGGUUCGCGCUGCAGGUGGGCAAGGCGCUGGCCAAGGAGGGCGUCUUCGUGGAGUGCCACGUGUUCAACCCGCCGUCCGUGUCGCUGGCCAUGAGCCUCAAGGGCUUCGCCGAGACGGCCGGCGAGCUCUGGGGCCGCGUGCGCGCUUGGAUACCGUACAUGGGCGCGCAAGCCGGCGGGGACGCGGGCGGCGGCGGCAACAGCGAGAGCGAGGCCAAGGCGUCGCUGGCGCGCGCCGGGAUGGCCAAGUGGCUGCCGCACCUGUACAUCAACACCAACGACUACAUCUGCUGCUACUACAGCGACGCCGCGAGCGGGACGGCCACCGUGGCCAUAGGCGGCGGGGGCGGGAGCGGCACUAGCAAGGCCGGAGUGGCGAGGAUGGUGGUUGUUUCCAAGGGGCCGAGCAAGUUCCUGGCCGCGCAUGGGCUGGAGCAGUGGUGGGCUGACGAUGUCGAGCUGCAGGUGGCGCUCAACCACAGCAAACUCGUCGACCGCCAGCUCAGGUCGCUCUACGCCCCGCCACCGGCCGCACCGGCCGCUCGGAGUUAGGCACGUGUGCCAGUGGUGCUAUUGACUAAUUAUCAUUGUUUUUUUUUUCUUUUCUCGUUGAAUGGUUAUUCGCAUUGUUGUUGUUCA